Messenger RNA from Cydia fagiglandana, 2289 nucleotides. Its product is annotated as cytochrome b5-like. The record is from RefSeq and is a predicted model, not a curated record. The transcript is spliced from 4 exons. NCBI's taxonomy places the organism in Eukaryota, Metazoa, Arthropoda, Insecta, Lepidoptera, Tortricidae. Bases 103 to 453 code for a protein of 116 amino acids. Gene Ontology annotation, molecular function: heme binding. Gene Ontology annotation, cellular component: intracellular membrane-bounded organelle; membrane.
AGUGGCAACCACAGCCACACCACCAAUUUGCUAUAAAAAACUUAAAAUUCACGUGUAACAAGUUAAAUUGAAUGAAAAUACUCUAUUUUUAAAUUUGUAACAAUGACUGAAGUUAUAACCAGAGCCGAAGUGAAGAAAAACCGGCACAGGAACAAGCCGUGGCUAAUAAUACAUGACGAUGUGUAUGAUGUUACUAAAUUUUUAGAAGAGCACCCUGGAGGCGAGGACACCCUUCUGGACGCUGCGGGCUCAGAUGCCACUCAAGCUUUUGAAGAUGUUGGCCACAGUGAAGAUGCAAGAGAGUUGCUGAAGCAGUAUAAAAUCGGAACCCUGCCAGAUGACGAAAAAUCACCGAAACCUGUUCCUCCUUGCUCUUGGAAGUGGUACGCUCUCGCAGCACUCAUAAUCGGCGCUAUAGCUGUGGGCGCUGUGGCGUAUAAGAAGAGCUCAUAAACAUCUAAAAGCUGUAACAAACGGGCAUUACCGGACGGACUUGUUUCGGUCUGCAUAUUUCUUUCUCCCUCCUACUUGUAGCUGCUUCUUUAAAAUCUUUAACAGACGUACGGCGUUGGACAUUCCACUCGGUCAAACAGGCUUCGUACCGGACCAAGGUCUGGUACGCCCGUCUGUUACAGCUAUAAGCUAGCACAACUGUCUAUAUCGCCACAGGUAGAUUCUUUUCUUUCUCACAAAUAGUUGAUACUGCAACCCUUUAAAACGCAAAAAGUUCUGAGUUCAAGCCUCCAUGACGCUAGAUUGUUUUGAUGAUUAGUUGGGAAAAAACGCAAAAAGAGGCCAAAAGUUAGUUUAAUUCUAACCUGCCUUGUGAAUAAAUUAAUUUGAUUAAUCGCAAUAAAAUAAUAGUAUAGGAAGGACGUGGAGACCAGAUGAUAUGACAUUUAACCUACCUUCCUUCAAGACAACAACGUACUCAUAUUUUAAAGGCCGGCAACGCACUUCCAAUCCCUCAUGGCUCCUCUACACGAUGGCCCAGCGCCGGCCACUCCAAGGGACGCAUUUAUGCGUUAGAGGGAGCAAAUGAUAUUGCUAUCUCAUUCUACCGCAUGGCUACAUCCCUUGGAGUGGCCGGCGCUGGCCCAUUGUUUAGAGGAGCCAUUAGGUGUUGCGGGUGUCCAUGGGCGGUGGUAAUUGCUUACCACUAGGCGAAUUUGCUUGUUUGCGUAAACGUAUAUUGAAUUUAAAAUAUACAGAUUAACUAGUAUAUAAUAACAUUUUAAAUACAAAUAUCAUUGUAAUACAUAUUCCACCGACUUUUUUCACAAAAUUAAUUAAUGGAGUUUUUUUUUCUUAUGUAAUAUAUUAUAUUCGUGGCAUGAAAAAGUGGUUGUGCUGGCCUCAUUGGCCUCAAUAAACCAUUCCAGUCUCGUUACGUCACAAUCAGUACAUAAAAUGUACUGUUUUAUGUUUUACACGAUUAAGUAAAGAAAUAAUUAUUUAUGGACAGGCUAUACCUAUAAUACUUAUAUGUAUAGUGCAAUAGGAUUUCAUUAUAUUUAAAAAUAUCGAUCUACAUAAGUCAGGGCCCAGAAUCAACAUAUUUAUUUAUUAUUUUACAAUUGUCAUACGCUCAAUUUUUUUCUUAUACUUUUAAGAUGGAAGCAAAAUAAUUAGUAUUUACUUAUGAAUAUUUAUAAGCGAAAAUCAAUAAAAAAAAUUAUAUCUGACUUUUUGUAUAAUUUGAUAUCUAGUGAUAGGGAUAUUUUUUAUUUCGAUGUUAUUUGGCUAUUUUAUUUUUAUUUUUACUCAUCGCUAUAGACGUGAAUGUGCGAAAAUUUUCCAAAAGGUUGAAAAAGAUCUCAAAACUUUUUAGGAAAAAUGCGCACAAAACAAAAGAAACUUUUAUUUUGAUAGGUAAGGUUUACUCGGGUAGUUCCGAAUGUCGAAAACUGUCGGAUAAUUCCGAAAAGAGACUUUUAUUAUGAUGGAAUUAAGGGUGAUUUUCAUCUGUAUUUCGGAACUAAGUAUCCGACAUUCGGUAUUACCCGAAUACACCUUAUACAAAGAUAUGAGAUAAAGAAAUUUUUCAUUGGACAUAUUACAAAUUUUUCAAUUAUAACACUUUAAACUUUCCUGUUUUGUAGACAUUUAAUUACACAAACGGGUGUACCGUACUUUCAUUACUUUUACCUCAAAUUCCGACGUUUCCGAUGAAAGUAUAGCGCGGUAGACCCGUUUGUGUAAUUAAAUAUUGUUGUUAUUUUCUCAAUUUGAGUAAAUUUUCGACGGCACGAUAAGUUUGGUACAAUUAAAGAGAAUUUACUCGUAUUU